This is a messenger RNA of Pisolithus orientalis, 1167 nucleotides long. Its product is annotated as cyclin-like protein. The transcript is spliced from 4 exons. Gene Ontology annotation, biological process: regulation of cyclin-dependent protein serine/threonine kinase activity; regulation of transcription by RNA polymerase II. The record is from RefSeq and is a predicted model, not a curated record. The coding region runs from base 70 to 1092 and encodes 340 amino acids. Gene Ontology annotation, cellular component: nucleus; transcription factor TFIIK complex. Lineage: Eukaryota; Fungi; Basidiomycota; Agaricomycetes; Boletales; Pisolithaceae. Gene Ontology annotation, molecular function: cyclin-dependent protein serine/threonine kinase regulator activity.
CACUUGACCUCGAUGUUUUGACGCUCACUGCCAAGCACUACCGCCUAGCGGGCUUUGCCUGUGGCAUUAAUGACGACUGAGCCCUCCGAGACACGCAGCAACUCACCCCCUGGAAAGGUGCCUCUUUACGAGGCCAGUGCGUUGUCUUCAGAGUUUCUUGAGGAAAGGCAUAUGUUUGCUAAACUAUCUCAGCCAGGAUCGUCAACCUCUGUCUCGUUCUUGCGGCCCGACGAUGAGUUGCUGCUCGUAAAGCUCUACACUACUAAGAUCCCUCAGUUAUGUGGCCACUUCCGCUUCCCUGAAGAGGUGGAAGCCACUGCCAUAAGUUACUUGAAACGAUUCUACCUCAAGAACACAGUUAUGGACUGGCAUCCAAAGAACGUCAUGCUCACGGCACUCUUCCUAGCUACGAAAACGACAAACAAUCCAAUAUCUUUGGACUCUUAUACUUCCAAUAUCCCGAAAGCUUCCCAGUCCGAUGUUCUGGAUUUGGAGUUUUUGGUUGCGCAGAGCCUCAACUUCGAGUUUGCGGUGUGGCACGCUCACCGAGCACUUUGGGGUCUGUGGCUUGAUCUCCAGAGCCUUCCUGAUGUUACCGAGAGCCUCCGCUCCCUGGAGGUGUAUGAGACCGCUCUCAAACAUGUCCGCGUGUCACGUUUUACGGAUGCGGAGCUUAUCUAUGCCCCAUCACAGAUAGCUCUUGCUGCUCUAUCACUCGUCUCCCCAUUUUUGUGUCAAAAGUGGUUGGAUUCGAAAAUGCCCUCAGAUCCUACCGCUGCAGAAGCGCACCGGCAGAUCUUAGAGCAGACCAACAACGAAAUUGAGAACAUGAUAAUGCAGCAUGGACAACCGCCCGACGUAGAAGCCGCUCGCGAGGUUGAUCGUCGCCUUAAGCUGUGCAAGAAUCCUGAAAAGGUGGUUGGAAGCAAGGCGUUCCUUACUCGGCGAGCGGAGGAAGAGCGUCGCGCAGAGGAGAAACGGAAUAAAAAAGCACAGGACAUACGUAAAACUUCUGAGGGAGAGGAUCCUUUUGGAAGUCGACUCACCGGGUCACGGGAGUCCCCAAGCGUGGAUGACGACGACGACGAUUGAAAUCCGUUUAUAUUUCUGUUUAGAUCACACUUCUCUACAGGAGCUACAUAGACACAGGGCUUGUAGAUAUGUCGU